Molecule: messenger RNA, 7087 nt
Organism: Lacerta agilis (Sand lizard)
Lineage: Eukaryota; Metazoa; Chordata; Lepidosauria; Squamata; Lacertidae
Gene: MED12L
Product: mediator complex subunit 12L
Biological process (GO): regulation of transcription by RNA polymerase II
Cellular component (GO): mediator complex
Molecular function (GO): beta-catenin binding; transcription coactivator activity
Source: RefSeq, a predicted model, not a curated record
AUUUCGCCGGCUAACAUGAGAGAUCAUGGCCGCUUCGGGCUCCUCAGCUAUGAGCAGAGACCUCUCAAGCGCUCCCGCUUGGGGCCGCCCGACGUCUACCCGCAAGACCCCAAGCAGAAGGAGGAUGAACUUACGGCUGUGAAUGUAAAGCAAGGUUUCAGUAACCAGCCAGCCUUCUCUGGAGAUGAGCAUGGCUCUGCUAGGAAUAUUGUCAUUAACCCUUCAAAGAUUGGAGCUUAUUUUAGCAGCAUAUUAGAAGAGAAGUUAAAACUUAAUACUUUCCAGGAUACAGGAAAGAAGAAACCACAAGUAAAUGCCAAAGACAAUUACUGGCUAGUUACUGCUCGUUCCCAGAGUGCAAUUCACAGUUGGUUUGCAGAUUUAGCAGGAAACAAACCACUGACUAUUCUGGCAAAAAAGGUCCCAAUUCUCAGUAAAAAGGAAGAUGUUUUCGCUUACUUAGCAAAAUAUUCUGUGCCGUUGCUGCGAGCAGCAUGGCUGAUCAAGAUGACAUGCGCAUACUAUUCUGCCAUUUGUGAAGCUAAAAUCAAAAAACGCCAGGCUGCUGAUCCAAAUCUUGAAUGGACUCAGAUUUCAACCAGAUACCUCCGAGAACAGCUGGCAAAGAUUGCAGAAUUUUAUCACAUGACCUCAAGCCAAGGCAGCAGCUCUGCAGCUGUGUCUCCUGAGGUGGAACAAGCCCUGAAGCAGUGGGAAUAUAAUGAAAAGCUAGCUUUCUAUAUGUUCCAGGAAGGACUGUUUGAAAGACACGAAUAUUUAACAUGGAUAUUGGAUGUCUUGGAAAAAAUAAGGCCUACUGAUGAUGAACUUCUAAAACUCCUACUACCGCUAAUAUUGCAGUAUUCAGAAGAGUUCGUUCAGUCGGCCUACCUGUCACGCCGACUUGCUUUCUUCUGUGCCAGACGCCUCUCUUUGUUAAUAAGUGACAGUCCUAACCUCAUAGCUGCCCACUCACCUCAUAUGAUGAUUGGACCAAAUAACCCACCUCUAGCGGUUCCAAGCCCUACUACAGCCGGGCCUGUGGUCAACCCUGCACAGCUAGCAUGUUCGGAUUUCCUUUCUUGCCCACAACAUCGUCCACUGGUUUAUGGACUCAGUUGUAUGCUGCAGACAAUAACUCUCUGUUGCCCAAGUGCCUUGGUGUGGAAUUAUUCCACAAAUGAAAGUAAAAACAUCAAUCCUGGUUCACCUUUGGAUUUACUUCAAGUUGCUCCAUCUAGUUUACCUAUGCCUGGAGGAAAUUCUGUGUUUAAUCAGCAGGUACGGGGAAAGAUUUAUGAAGUAGAACAGCAGAUAAAGCAAAGAGGCCGUGCUGUGGAAGUGCGAUGGUCUUUUGACAAAUGCCAAGAAACAGCUGCAGGGGUGACUAUCAGCCGCGUUUUGCACACAUUGGAGGUUUUGGAUAGACACUGCUUUGAUCGAUCAGAUUCUAGCAAUUCAAUGGAAAGUCUUUAUCACAAGAUUUUCUGGCCAAACCAGAACAAGGAUAGCCAGGAGGUCGCAACUAAUGAUGAAGCUGUCGUAACGUUGCUUUGUGAAUGGGCUGUGAGCAGCAAAAGAGCUGGCAAGCAUAGGGCGAUGGCUGUGGCUAAAUUAUUGGAGAAGAGGCAAGCUGAAAUUGAAGUGGAACGAUGUGGAGAGGCAGAAGUCUUGGACGAAAAGGAAUCAAUUUCUUCGGCAUCACUUGCUGGAUCCAGCCUCCCUGUUUUCCAGAAUGUCCUUCUUAGGUUUUUAGACACCCAGGCCCCCUCAUUAUCUGACCCAAACAGUGAACAUGAGAAGAUGGAAUUUGUGAACCUGGUGCUGCUUUUCUGUGAAUUCAUACGGCAUGAUGUUUUCUCCCACGAUGCUUACAUGUGCACUUUAAUAUCACGUGGAGAUUUAUCCAUCACUGCAACCCCUAGAUCUCGCUCGCCAACUGGGGAAAAUAUGGAUGAACAGUAUUCUAGGGAACAAGAUGUGAAACUGGAGGACCAUAGUAUUAUGGAACAUAUGUACAUUGACUCGGGAACUGCUAAUAUUUUUGAUGACAUAGACAAGAAUGACUUUAAGACAGACUUUGGUUCGGAAUUUCCAAUAUUUUCUCCAAUGCCUGGGGAGUCUUGUGAGAGUCUGAAUUCUGUAUCAAUGAUAGACAGAAGAAUUUCAACAAUGAGUGAAAAGUCUAUGAAGAGGGAAAAACUGAGGGAGCUGAUUUUUCCAUCGAACUACAACCUCCUUCGCCAUUUGCAAUAUGCAACACAUUUUCCUAUACCUCUGGAUGAAUCUUCAAGUCAUGAAUGUAACCAGCGCAUGAUUCUUCUUUACGGUGUUGGCAAAGAACGUGAAGAGGCAAGGCAUCAAUUAAAGAAGAUUACCAAAGAUAUCUUGAAAAUCCUAAAUAAGAAAAGCACUACAGAAACAAGCGCUGGAGAAGAAGGGCAGAAAGUCAGAAAGAACAAGCAGGAAACCUUUCCGACAUUAGAGACUGUGUUUACGAAACUGCAACAGCUUUCAUACUUCGAUCAACAUCAAGUAACAUGUCAGAUCUCCAACAAUGUUCUGGAACAGAUUACUAGUUUUGCUUCAGGGACAUCAUAUCAUCUUCCAUUGGCUCACCACAUACAGCUUAUCUUUGAUCUAAUGGAGCCUGCUUUAAAUAUCAAUGGGCUUAUUGACUUUGCUGUUCAGCUGCUGAAUGAGCUGAGUGUGGUGGAAGCUGAGCUUCUCUUGAAGUCCUCCAGCUUGGCAGGAAGUUACACAACAGGACUCUGUGUUUGCAUCGUUGCCGUCCUGAGGCAUUACCAUGCUUGCCUCAUUCUGAAUCCAGACCAAACUGCUCAGGUUUUUGAAGGAUUAUGUGGUGUUGUCAAACACGUCGUUAAUCCAUCAGAAUGCUCUUCCCCAGAAAGAUGUAUUUUAGCCUAUCUCUAUGAUCUCUACAUGUCCUGUAGCCACCUCAGAAGCAAAUUUGGAGAUCUUUUCAGUAGUGCCUGCUCAAAAGUGAAGCAAACCAUCUAUAGCAAUGUUCAGCCCUCAAACUCCAACUUGUUAUGGGAUCCAGAGUUCAUGUUGGAUUUUAUUGAGAAUCCCUCAAUCCACAGCCUCAAUUAUUCAAUGUUGGGCAAGAUCUUGAGUGACAAUGCACCUAGUCGCUAUAGUUUUGUGUGUAAUGCACUGAUGAAUGUAUGCAUGGGCCACCAAGAUACAGGCAGAAUCAACGACAUUGCCAAUUUGUGUGCAGAGUUAACCGCUUGCUGCACAGUGCUAAGCUCGGAAUGGCUAGGGGUCUUGAAAGCCCUUUGCUGUUCGUCAAACCAUGUCUGGGGGUUUAAUGACCUUCUCUGCAGUGUGGAUGUGAGUGACCUAUCGUUCCAUGAUUCAUUGGCUACCUUUGUUGCAAUCCUCAUAGCCCGGCAGUGUUUUUUCCUAGAGGAUGUUGUUCAGCACGUUGCACUUCCUUCUUUACUUACAGCAGCUUGUGGAGAUCCAGAUGCUGAGCCUGGGGCAAGGAUGACAUGCAGGCUUCUGUUCCACCUCUUUCAAACACCUGAGGUUUCCCUGCUGCCUACUGGGAAAUCUUUCCCAGGAAUUCGAUCAUCUUGUGAUCGUCACCUCUUAACUGCUGCUCACAACAGCAUAGAAGUGGGUGCUGUGUUUGCUGUGCUGAAAGCAAUACUGAUGCUUGGUGAUGCGGAAAUUGGAAGCAAUAGCAUGCCCUCCUUGAAGAAGUCAGAUUACUCAGUGCGAAGAUUGCUAGGUGACUUUAAUGAAGAUGAGAUAUGGGAUGCCACCUCACAUUCUUUGAAAUCAUGCGGAAAACCUUUCUCCAUAGAAACUGCUAGUCUCAGUGAAUAUGCUAGAUAUGUGCUAAGAAGUAUAUGCCAGCAGGAGUGGGUGGGAGAACACUGCUUGAAAGAACCCGAAAGACUGUGUACUGACAAAGAUCUUAUCCUGGACCCAGUCCUUUCAAACAAACAAGCACAAAAAUUGUUGCAGCUUAUCUGUUAUCCUCAUGGAGUUAAAGAAUGUGCGGAGGGUGACAAUCCUCAGAGACAACACAUCAAGCGUAUUCUUCAGAAUUUAGAUCAGUGGACUCUCCGCCAAUCGUGGUUGGAGCUCCAGCUGACGAUCAAACAGUGUAUGAAGGAGCCUGGUUCUGGGUCUGUGGCUGAAAUGAACAGCUUGUUGGAUAAUAUUGCAAAGGCGACGAUAGAGGUGUUUCAGCAAUCCGCUGACCUAAACAAUAACUCUUCUAACUCUGGUAUAGGCCUCUUCAGUCCAAACUCUGUUGGAAACGCUGACACACAUAUUACGAGGCAGAACAGUAAAAAGACAUUUCUAAGUUCUUCUGAGAGGCGAGGCGCUUGGCUAGUGUCUCCAUUGAUCGCGAAGCUGCCUACCUCUGUUCAAGGCAGAGUCUUGAAAGCAGCUGGAGAAGAACUAGAGAAAGGCCAGCAUUUGGGAUCGUCUUCAAAGAAGGAGAGAGACAGGCAGAAGCAAAAGAGCAUGUCUCUUUUGAGUCAGCAACCUUUCCUUUCUUUGGUGCUUACUUGCCUUAAGGGACAGGAUGAGCAGCGAGAAGGGCUUCUAACAUCUCUACAAAAUCAAGUUAAUCAGAUAUUAAGCAACUGGAGGGAAGAGAGAUACCAGAAUGAUGUUAAAGCUAGACAAAUGAUGCACGACGCUUUGCAACUUCGUCUUAAUUUGGUGGGUGGAAUGUUUGACACGGUGCAGAGAAGUACGCAGUGGACCACAGACUGGGCACUUCUGCUCCUUCAAAUAAUAACAUCGGGAACCGUUGACAUGCAAUCGAACAAUGAAUUGUUCACAACUGUACUUGACAUGCUGAGUGUGUUGAUCAAUGGAACCUUAGCUUCUGACCUAUCAAAUGCAACCCAGGUGGGAUCUGAAGAGAACAAAAGAGCAUACAUGAAUUUGGUGAAAAAGUUGAAAAAAGAACUGGGAGAUAAGUGUUCAGAAAGUAUUGACAAAGUUCGUCAGCUUCUUCCCUUGCCUAAGCAGAUGUGCGACAUUAUUGCCUGUGAGCCUAUGGGGUCACUGAUUGAUACCAAGGGAAACAAAAUUGCUGGAUUUGACUCCAUCGAUAAGAAACAGGGGCUUCAAGUCUCAAUGAAGCAGAAAGUAUCCCCGUGGGAUUUAUUUGAAGGCAAUAGAAAUCCUGCUCCGCUAUCCUGGGCCUGGUUUGGAACUGUCCGUAUCGAUAGGAAAGUAAUAAAAUACGAGGAGCAGCAGCACCUCCUCCUCUACCACGCCCACUCUAAACCCAAGCCACGAAGUUACUACCUCGAGCCUUUACCUCUCCCUCCUGAAGAAGAGGAGGAGGAGGAAGAGCCUGCUACCCCUGCAUCUCAGGAACCGGAAAGGAAGUCAGCAGAGCUGUCAGAUCAGGGCAAACCUUCAGCAGACGAAGAGAAGAAGGCAAAAGGCAAGAAGCGAAAGACAAAACCAACUUCCAAACCUGAUGAGUACCCUCAGAACAAUGUAUAUAGAGUCCCUCCCAACUAUUCACCACUUUCAUCUCAAAUGAUGCACCACCCCCAGUCUGCUUUGUGGGGCUAUAAUGUUAUGGGGCAGCCCCAACAAGGCUUUCUUGUCCAGAACCAGCCUCUUCCACCAGGUGGCUCCAGAUUGGAUCCUCCCAACUCCUUUGUCCCAAGCAAAAAACAAGUGCUGUCCAACAUGCUGCAGAGGCGUUCUGGCACCAUGAUGCAGCCACCAUCAAUUCACGCAAUUGCUUCACAACAGCAACAGCAACAGCAGCAGCAGCAACUGCUCCAGAUGAAGCUACUUCAGCAGCAGCAGCAGCAACAACAGCAGCAGCGGCUUCUAAGGCAGCAAGCCCAGGGUCCGACUAUCGACCAGGCUGCUGUUUUUGCUCAACAAAUCCGGCCAACUUCUCAGCUUCCAUAUCCAGGGAUACAGCAGACACAGACUAUUCCUCAUGGCUACACAAUGUACAGCACUCAGAUGCCAUUGCAAUCACAGCAGGCCGGGGGCAUCGUCCUUUCCUACAACUCCAGGGCCUAUCAAGCAGCUCAUUUGAACCCUGCUCUGAUGGAAAGGCUGAGGCAGACGCAGCAACAGCCAAGUGGGUACAUUCAUCAGCAAGCGGCUGCCUAUCCUCAGCCUCUAACAGGCAAUCAGCGAUUGAGUCAUCAGCCUUUGCAGCAGAAUCCCUUGGUUGGAGGGCCACUCGAUGCUAUGCCAACCACAGCUUCCCACCCAAACCUUAACUCAGUUCAGAUGCCUCAGGAACAGAUGAGACAAAGACAACAACAAAUUCGACAACAGAGACUCCUUCAGUUGCAGCAGCAGCAGCAGCAGCAGCAAGGACAGCAACAGGUGCUUAGUCUCCAAGCAAUGCACCCUCAGCAACCUUUGUUUCCAAGACAAGGCUUGCAGCAGACACAACAGCAACAACAGACGGCUGCCCUCGUCAGACAACUCCAAAAACAGCUGUCAAGUAACCAGCCACAGCAAGGUGUGAAUCCAUAUGGCCAUCCUUCAAACUUCUGAAUCUGGAAGAUGGAAAUAAGACAAAGUGUUUGCACUGAAGAAUGGGGAAACAGAAUUUGUUGCACUAAUUAUCUCCCCCCUCCGCAUUUUUUUGUGCUGCAACUGAUGUGAAUAUAUAAGAAAUAGGUGAUUUUUUUGUUUUUGCACUUAACUAAUUAUAAAUGUAUGGAUUAUAUGGGAUUAUAUGAAGAACAUUUGUUGCUGAAGAAUAUAUGGAUUUGGUGCUUUUAGGGUAUUUACACUCCUCCCCUUUACAGGAUUAAAAAUCCUUCCUUUCUUUUUGUGGAAAACAAGUUUUGAUUUUCUUAAGAACUGCACUGGACCAAACUACUUAUGAAAAAGGCACUUCCAUUUUUUUUUAUUUAAUGCACAAGGGUGGCUCCUCCCCCCUUUGUUUUUUGGUAGAAUGUGUAUUGAUUUCGGUUUUUUUACAUUAGUUUUGAUCAUGUUUGUAGAUUUCAUAAGCACUUUAUAAAAGAAUUUGUUUGCAAAGUUCCUGAUUUUUCUGUUGCUUUCAUUGUGGUAAUAAAGUUCCUGAAGGAGGAUC